UAAUAUUUUGAAGAACAUAAUUUUGCCUCAAUUUCUUACAGAAUUUAGGUCCUCUCUAGCUUAGCAUGUCUUGAGUUCAAUUUUAUUUAUUCUUUUGCCUGUUCUAUGCAAAAUAACUCAAGAUUAGGACCAAAAUGUUUAAUUUUAAUCUCAUCUAGCCAAUUAUCCUAACUGCAUGAGCCAGCCAUCAUCUUGUGUCACCAUGGGGCUAGUGUGGCAUGACUAAUAUGUCUAUGCACAAUAUCCCCACCUGAGCUGUGAUUCUCUGCAGCCCCUCCAGAGUUACUAUGGACCUGUUGGCCGCUUAAGACUCCUCUCACAUGGGCCUCUUAAGCAUUCACAGAACAUCCGGACUUAUACUAAAGUAUUAUUAUUAACUGAUGCAGUCCAUAUACUAAUUUAGUGACAUUUUAUUUAGGGGGAGCAGAGCAAAGAUGAACUGUUACAGAUGCAUGCCAGACUUGCAGGUUUUGAAAAUGGCAUAAUUUUACUUCCACUUUAUACUUAAGUGCUUAAGAAAAUACACUGGCGUAAUGGUUAUUUAAUUCAAAACUCUUCAUACAUCAUCAAGUGAACACACCUCUGAUGUCAUCGGUUUGAUUUGGAGCCAAGGUGGAUGCGGGACCCAGAGUCAGGGACUGACAACUAGCUCAGAGUUUGAUCUAACAGAGAUGUCAGAUUUUGAUUACUCUCACCUUCAGCACCUCAACCAGUCGCAAGUGGAGCCUGGGCUUUCAGACGACUCUGAUACCAGUCCAUCCUCAGCUGUAGUAGUGGUUCAAAGUGCCACUUGUUCUACAGGGAUUUCCCCCAACACGUCUAGUCAAGCCAUUGACUUGUCAACUUCAACCUCAAAUGAUGACCACAAUCUUGUAAUGCCAGGGGAAAAGACUCCUGUGUUUUACGGUGAGGUUCCAAGUUUUGUGCUGGCCAGAAUCAGAGGUGAAGAAAGCCCAAUCAAGAUGACCGUCAAAGAGGAGUUUUCCAAGAACCGAUCCAUAUCAGCUGCAAGAGUGUGUCUGGAGAAAAGAUUCAACAGCAUGUGUGCCGACACCACAACGCAGCCGGAUAGCCACUCUGCUGUUCUCAGCAAUCUUUUGACAGUAUUUGAACACUCAGCAGACGCUCAAGAGGCAUCCACACAUCCUCAGACACAAAAGUGGGUGAAAGCUGACCGAGCAAAUUCUUUUAAGCUCUCUAACUCUCAUGUCGGAGGUGUUUUCGAACCGAUAACCAAUGUCUUUGGGCAGGUUAUUGCACACAUGGCUGAGCCCAACAUACAUCAGGGUUUAAUAAUGCCCCCCAGUUUUUCAUUUAGCUUUCACCCUGAGACCUCUGUGAUAAAAACCGUCUACGCUGACAGCAGUAACCCCAGAGAAGAGCAGGAGUUGAUGUUCACGGAAAAGGAUGUGGUGCCUCAUGCUGUCUACAGAGGGCAUUGCAGCAGCUUGUGCCCUGAACCUCCCAAAGCUGCUAAAACUGCUCCAAAAACAUCCAAGAAGUCCAGGAGGGGCGGCUGCAAAAGAGCCCGACCUUCAUUGUCACUGACCCAACGCAAGGAGAAACACAACAGCAAAGAGAGGGAGCGCAGGAAGAGGAUCCGCUCCUGCUGUGAUGAGCUGAACACCAUGGUGCCAUUCUGUGACUCAAACACAGACAAAGUCACAACGUUACAGUGGACCACAGCUUAUCUAAGAUACAUCAAAAAAAUGUAUGGAGACAGCUUCAAGGAGGAGUUUCAGAAGGUCUUCAAUAAUGAGAGAGAGCGGUUUUUAAAGUCCAGCCCCUCUCCAGGUAAACAACCAUCCAACCCAAAGAAAGACAAGACACUGAGCACUUCUCUUGCAGCUGAGCAAUGAUCUGCUUCACUUUUAAUCCACAUGUAAGACGGCACUUUAAAUUGAGUCAGUAAACCGAGGGAGUCUGUAGGGCUUAACUGAAAAGUUCAUUUUAUGUGUUUGAAAAGUUUAUGAUGUAACUCUGGCUUAGAGAGUGGAAAGUUCCCUUUGUCUGAUUGAGAGACGCUCAAAGAUGGCAGGUUUUCUGCAGUUGCAUCGUAAGACCACUAACUGUCACUUUUGUAUCAGAAUUGCCAAAACCAGUUCCAUUCAGCUGAUAAACUUUUAAAACUGUAUUUCACACUAGAUGGCACUCUUUUCUUUUGGAAAAUGGAAUAUGGGAAUAAGACUGCUCUCGACCCAUUUUGUUUUAUUAAUGUGUUAUUUUUAUAUUUUAUUUAAAUGUUCCGUUGUGUUACUUUUACAGCUGAUGUUCUUAAACUGACAAUACUCUAUACGUUGUCUUUUGUAUUCAUAUUUAUGCAUUUUUAUAUAUAACCUUGGGACACUAGUGAAUUAAUGGAGUUAUAAUGAAGUGUUGGGCUCAUUUGAUAUGUAGAGAAGAGUAUUGUUUUACUGAAAAGUGGCUUUAUUUGUUCUUACAACAUGUCGCUGUAGCAUCUUACUGUACAUACAACAGUCACCCACAAUAAUAAAUACUAUUUAAAGUAAUGUAUAUUUAAUAGUUACAGCACCGGCGGUACACAGUGGAUGUGGUCAUUAAUGAUUGAAAAACCAAAAAAAUAAAAAUAAACUUUUUCUAAUUUCUUUAUGAA
Messenger RNA from Gambusia affinis (western mosquitofish), 2614 nucleotides. Its product is annotated as transcription factor-like 5 protein. Bases 672 to 1859 code for a protein of 395 amino acids. The transcript is spliced from 6 exons. NCBI's taxonomy places the organism in Eukaryota, Metazoa, Chordata, Actinopteri, Cyprinodontiformes, Poeciliidae. Gene Ontology annotation, cellular component: nucleus. Gene Ontology annotation, biological process: regulation of DNA-templated transcription; spermatogenesis. The record is from RefSeq and is a predicted model, not a curated record. Gene Ontology annotation, molecular function: DNA-binding transcription factor activity, RNA polymerase II-specific; RNA polymerase II cis-regulatory region sequence-specific DNA binding; protein dimerization activity.